UCCCGCGUUCCAGGGUGUUUCGCGGAAAUCUAGUGACUUUCGGCGUGUCACCCUGACGCAAUCGCAAACAACUUCACGCAGUUUCCCGGUUUGGACUGGAGUGUUUGGACGUAUUAUUUUAUUUAAUUUAAAUUAAUACAGCCCGAAAUGACUCAACAAACGUUACCUCCCCCAGUGAUGUGGGCCCAAAGAACCGGCGUAGUUUUUUUAACGAUAAAUUUAGAGGACUGUAAAGACCCCGAGGUUAAAUUCACUAAAGACUCUGUAUAUUUCAAAGGCAUCGGCGGUGUUGAGAAGAAAAAUUACGAAGUAACAAUCCCACUAUACAAAGAAAUAGACCCAGACAAGAGCAAAAGCUUUAAUCGGGGCCGGUGUAUUGAAAUAAUCUUAGUUAAAGCAAGUUCAGAUGAUUCGUAUUGGCCAGCAUUGACUUCUGACAAAAAGAAACACCAUUGGUUGAAAUGCGACUUCAACAAGUGGCAAGAUGAGGAUGAUUCUGGUGACGAGGGAGUUGGGGGAAUGGGAGGCAUGGGCGGUGGCGAUUUUGAGGAAAUGAUGAGACAAAUGGGGGGCCUAGGGGCCGGUGGAGACAAACCUUCUUUUGAUGAUCUGGAAGAUGGUGACGGUGCUGACUCAGACGAUGAACCUAUUCCCGACCUUGAAUAAGCACUCGAUUACUAAAAACUUCUUUCCUUUUGUAUCUUUUCAUUUGUUAAGUUAACAAUAAAGUGUUUAGUGGUA
Molecule: messenger RNA, 741 nt
Organism: Tribolium madens (black flour beetle)
Lineage: Eukaryota; Metazoa; Arthropoda; Insecta; Coleoptera; Tenebrionidae
Gene: p23
Product: co-chaperone protein daf-41
Exons: 3
Coding region: 148-666 (172 amino acids)
Biological process (GO): protein folding; chaperone-mediated protein complex assembly
Cellular component (GO): cytosol; nucleus
Molecular function (GO): protein-folding chaperone binding; Hsp90 protein binding
Source: RefSeq, a predicted model, not a curated record